Tuber aestivum (summer truffle) is the source of this 1854-nucleotide messenger RNA. The record is from the annotation of a GenBank genome assembly. Lineage: Eukaryota; Fungi; Ascomycota; Pezizomycetes; Pezizales; Tuberaceae.
AUGGUUCUGGGUCACCACUCUUUAACCCGCCAGCGGCGGUCGUCCCUGUGCAGCCUGUCCUCACCCAAUUCAUUUCUGGACGCCGACCAGGCCGCACCGAUUUCAUCACCGGCAACAUCAUCCACGACAAUCACUGAGGCACUGACGAAGAAGGUCUCAUUCGAAGCUCCGUACACCCUGCUCUCGGACAGGCAUCGGGCAACGAUACAAGCACACAAACCGCUCUCGAGAAAGUUCCUCCGGCUGCCGUUGCCCGCGGCGAAACACGUCAAUCCCGCAUGGGGCCGAUUUUCCGGGAAUGAGUGGGUUACGGUGAUGGGUUGUGGCGCCAUUGUGCUUUUCUGUCCGCUGCUGGCCCUCCUCGCGUGUAUAUGUCUGAAGCAUUUUGACGGCGGAUUGCUGCCGACGUUGUGGGCCUUCAUGACGACGCAUCCGGUGGAAUUCAUCGUCAACUAUGCCCCCCGGCCCACCGCUGGCGCCUCGGCCGCCUACGGCGGCUGGCUGCUAUUGCAGGCGGCGCUGUAUGCGUGGUUGCCCAGUCCCAUUGGGUAUGGACAACGUACGCCCGCCGGACAUCUUCUGCCGUAUCGUGUGAACGGUAUCCACGCCUGGGUCGUUACGCACGCGAUUGCCGUGGUGGCGGCUUACGCUGGAGUGUUGGACCCGGCCGUAAUUGCAAAGAAUUGGGAGGGGUUGCUGGUCGCGGCGAACGUCUACGGCUAUCUUCUUGCCGUGAUGGCUUAUUUGAAAGCGCACUUGUUUCCGACCCACGAGGCGGACAGAAAAUUCAGUGGUGAGUUUUCCCCGAGUCAGAAAACCUGAGCUUCCGUCGCUCCUCUCUUUUUUCUUGGGGUUGAAGAGGAAAAAACGGCGAAUUGAUCGCUUUUAGGCUCCAUACUUUACGACUUUUACAUGGGGAUCGAGUUGAACCCUAGGUUCGGUGAAUGGUGGGAUUUCAAAUUAUUCCACAAUGGGCGACCGGGGAUCGUUGCCUGGACCCUGAUGUGAGCUUGGACCCUCCCCACCCACUGCUUUCUUUUGUGAAAAUUUCCCGGAAAACGGGGCUCCCGGGCGCUUGAUGAGUGUUGUGCUUACCUUGUCCUUAGCAACCUCUCAUUCGCCGCUUGGCAGUUCCAAUUGCACGGAUACAUUUCCAACUCUAUGAUUAUUGUCAACAUCCUUCACGCCUUUUAUGUCGUGGACUUUUUCGUGAACGAGGAUUGGUAUCUGCGCACUAUUGAUAUCUGUCAUGAUCACUACGGAUUUUACCUCGCGUGGGGGAGUAUGGUCUGGCUGCCCGGGACGUACACUCUGCAAGCGCAGUAUCUGGCACGGUACCCGGUUAAUCUGUCGACGCCGGUCGCGGCCGCGAUACUCCUGAUCGGUAUCUCGGGGUAUGUCGUUUUCCGCAGCGUGAAUUAUCAGAAAGAUGUUGUCCGAAGAACCAACGGGGAGUGUAAGAUAUGGGGGAAGCAGGCGGAGGUGAUACGCACCACAUACAGGACUGGGGACGGAAAAACCCACGAAUCAUUACUCCUUUGCUCGGGUGCGUACCCUAAUUUCUUCCCACAACAUUCCCGUCCCGCCCGGUGGCACAAAGCUGACCCGCGUAUUGCAGGAUGGUGGGGAAUCGUUCGUCACGCGAAUUACUUGGGGGAUUUGGUCCUUUCGUACAGCGGGUGCGCGGUGUGCGGGGUGCAUAAUAUCCUGCCCUGGUGGUACGCAGUUUUCAUGACGACCCUACUUCUUCAACGGUGCGUGAGGGAUCACUCGCGGUGCUUAGGGAAAUACGGGGAGGAUUGGGAAAAGUAUUGCGGAAGGGUGAAAUGGAAGUUGAUUCCGGGCGUUUAUUAG